GCUACUUAAAUUUUUGUCAUCCGUCAUAAUAAUCGUUACGUUUUGAAAGUACUUUUAAUAUUUUUCUUCCAUUUCCAAAUUUGUUUUACUUUAUUUUUUUUUGCUGGGGGAGUUACACAUGCUUGGUUCUGUUAAGAGCGCACUUCUUAGUGCCAUCUCUUGCCUAUCAAAAGUAUAACUAUAAGCCUACAACGAUGACGACAGAUAUCCUAAGCCGAGUGCCUACACAUGUUAAGUAAUUGCGUGCAGUUUGUAGAUUUUACCAGUAAUUUACUUAAAUAAUCGGUUUAUGGAAGACAAAAUAAACCACGGUACAGUGACCUGACGACAAUGCAGACGACUUUUGAGUAGACUAUAAAACUGAAACUUCUUCUAUAACUAUCGUCAGUCGUUUGUUAGCAAUAGGAUUUGUGGAUAUACCUUCUAGUGAACUCUUAAUAAGUUAUAAGAAAAUAAGGAUACUUCGUACGGAAAGGAUUUUAGUAACUACAGAAACAAAAAUGGAUACAAAAAGGAUUAUUUGUGCGAUUGUUGUGAUAUUGGCAAUGCUUGGACUUACUCAAGCCGGAGCUAAAUACGAAGGUCCAAACUCCUAUAAUGACAAUACCCAGUGGCGUCGACAGUACUUUAACGAAAAGAAAAACGAUUCAGUGGCCGAAAGUACUGCCAAUAAGGAUAGACUUGAAAGACUUGGAUAUACAACCGGAUAUGGUCACCUAAAUGGAUAUUCUGGUACUGGUAUCUCUGCUUACAAUCCCAUUAAACUUGAUCUUGGCGGGGUUGUUCUAGGAACUCUGGUUGGCAUCGGUGCUAUUCUUAUAAUUCCUAAAAUAUUAUCAGCAUUCCACGGAGGCUACGGAAGCUAUGCAAGAAGUACGGGUGAAGCUGAGGGUGAUCUUUCUGGCCUUGCUAACAUGAUGAAUAAGAUUGAUGAUAUUCUUGGCCAAAACAAUAUCGACUCUACAAGUUGCAUGCAACGCGCUGUUUGUUCCUACGUUCGGUCAACUGAAAAUAACAUGAAAGCUGGAUCAGAUGAUCAAAUCGAUCAUAUAAUUCACACAUUGUCGGAAAAUUCAUUGGUGGAUUAUCUGUUAGAUGGCACUGCUAUUAAGGAAGCCCUUGAAAAUGGUAGAAAGAUCAACGGAAAGGAAUGUGAGCUGAUCUAUUCAUCAUGCCCGGUGGACAGUAAAACAGCUAUGAAUGUUGUUACAACGCUUUUGCCAAAAACACCUAAGAAUUAAUUGAAAAGUCAUCAACAAACGAUUUUGUUUAUUUGGUUUCUUUUUAAUUAAUUGAGGUGGUUAAAUUUUUGGGGGACGAUGAUGAUGUGUCAUUCAACAGAUUUUUAAAAAUAUUUUCUGAUGUUUUUGUUCUUUUUAUUUUGUUGGUUUGACAAUAAAGUAGAAUUAUCUUUGACUAGUUCAAAGUUGAGUUAUA
This is a messenger RNA of Eupeodes corollae, 1437 nucleotides long. RefSeq lists its product as uncharacterized. The record is from RefSeq and is a predicted model, not a curated record. Lineage: Eukaryota; Metazoa; Arthropoda; Insecta; Diptera; Syrphidae. The transcript has 5 exons. The coding region runs from base 501 to 1241 and encodes 246 amino acids.